CCAAGUCGAGUUCCUCCGACACGCAACCAGUCAGAUAUUGCAACUGACACGGGAUUCAACCGGUAAAACUGUGCCGACUUUGUCAAAAAUCAAGUCUAAAAUUCGCAUAUUUCUUCUUUUUAUUAUAUUUUAUUUUAUUUGAGUUCUUACUCAAUCUGUGAUUUAAGUUAGGCGCGUUGUUUCAAGUUAUUGGUGAGAUUUUAACAGAAUAAAUUAAUAAAAAAAAAAAAAUUGUCAUUUCUUCUAAAAUCGGUUCUGGAACACGUUAGGUCAACUUAAACUUGUGCAACAGGUCACACCAAACUGAUGGUUAAAAAUCAGUUAAAUAAUAAUAACUUUAAGCUGAAAUAAUUUGAAAUCAAUCAACAUACGCGACGUUUAUUUAAUACUUACAUACGACUCUUGGAAUAAAUGUUUAUACCACGAGCUUUAUUAAUUUAAUGUCCCAUCAAAUGAAGAAAAUAGCAUCUUUUUGAGAAAAUAACCGACGAGAUUCGAUAUCAAUACAAACAAAGAUUCGAAUGACAUUAGUUUAACGAUCUCUAUCAUUCGAUACCCGAAUACGCAUAAACGUAUAGAUCCAUACUCCCUCUUCGACACCUUCCAUUGGAAGAGAAGAAAGAGCCCUCGAUCUCCUGCAAGAGAAGCGGAUCUCCCAGUUCACGUUCAAGUUGUCCUCUCACACCGAUCGACACGUACGGAACCGCGACAUCAGUACUGAUGUAACGAGGGAGGACACGAGAGUUAACUUCCAGGGAUGGAAUUUCACCUUAUCAAAAAAAUAAUUCUUUGAUCCUUCGAGCCAGCAUUUUCCUUUUCUUCAUUCACUUGAUCCAUUAUUUUUAUAUUUAUUUAUAUUUUCAUCUCAAGCCGGUCUCACUACCUUUUUUUCUUUUUUGAAAAGAAGUAUUACUACCGAGUGAUAAAAUAACACAACAGUAACAGUAACAGUAACAGUGAUCCGGGUGAUUGAAUAAAGUCACGGAAUAAAUGAAUAAAGAGGAUUUUUUUGUUCGGGAGCCAGCCAGCGGUGCAAUUCUUCUAUAAGAGAGUAAUCGUAUACCAGAAGAAUGAUCCAAAUUGAAUGAGGGUAAUUCAAUUCACUUGUGUAUUUGUGGCGAGGAUAUACUGAUAAAUGUAUUGACUAUUUUCCGUCCGAUUUAUCAACGCACUUUCAACGAUUGUUUAGUGACCGUUGAAAUAAAUAAAAAAUAAAGUUAACUCAACUCUAGAGUCUCGAGUGUCGGAUUUAAUGGUUAAAGUUACCGAUUAAGAAAAAACUAUUAUAGUUACUAUUUAUUAAUAAAAUAAAUAAAAUACUCGUUUGUUUAUUUAAUAAAAUAUAAAAAUAAAAAUAUCAUUACGAUUGCAAGUUCAAGUUUGCGUGUAAUCUGCAAAUAAAUGUAGGUCAUCAUAAAAGUAUUUAUAUUUGUAUUACAUAAAAUAAAAUUUAGUUAAGCUUUGAAAAAAGCGUUAGAUAUUUCUUCUUCUUCUUUUUUUUUUUUUUUUUUUUUUUUUUUUUUAUUAUAUUUCUUCAGCUUCCCCGAUUUACUCUAAAUCCAGUGUAUACAUUCAUGAAAUAAAAUUUAUCUGGCAGUGACAUUGAACAGCAAAAAAAUAACACAAAAUGAUAACAAAAUUUAUUAAAGAACAAAAGUCAUGUUUUAUUGUGUUAAAUCGAUAGUAGUGAAGAGAAAAAAUGUUAAAAGAAGAAAUAGGGUUGUAGGAUGAUUGAAAACGGAAAGACUUGGGUAGGUAGUGCACGUGAGGAUGAUGAUCGCUUUAAAAUAGAUUCGUUUAUGUUCGAAAAGAAAAAUAUUAAGACUGAGACUGGUAUUGAGAGUGUUGCUGUGGAUAUUGACAUUGAUAUUGGCAGUGAUUUUGAGUGGGUAUCCUCGAUGCGAUUCAGUGACAAUUACACGAAUUCAUUGACGGGAAUGCUGACGGCAAGUGUUGAGGCGAGUUUUAAUCAGUCGACCACGGAGAGAAGAGACGCGCUUUAUGUCGUUAUACCGGUAACCAUUAUUUAUGCAAUUAUUUUCUUAACCGGUCUGGUAGGCAAUGUCUCGACAUGUGUUGUUAUUGCGCGAAACCGCUCGAUGCAUACGGCCACUAAUUACUAUUUAUUCAGCCUUGCGAUUUCCGAUUUGCUGCUACUUGUUUCGGGAUUACCGCCGGAGAUGUAUUAUAUCUGGUCCCACUUUCCAUAUAUCUUUGGAGAGUCUUUUUGUAUGAUCCAGAGCUUCGCUGCUGAAACAUCUGCUAAUGCAACUGUACUUACUAUUACGGCGUUUACUGUUGAGAGAUACGUAGCAAUUUGUCAUCCUUUCCUGUCGCACACAAUGUCCAAACUUUCACGGGCUGUCAAAUACGUAGUCGCGAUUUGGCUUCUUGCCCUGUGUUUGGCCAUACCGCAGGCCAUUCAAUUUGGGGUGGUUUAUUCACAAGAGAUGAAUGGGACGAUGAUAAUGGAUACGGCAAUGUGUUCCGUCAAGUGGGUAAUAAUUGAACACGCUUUUGAAAUAUCAACUAUUUUAUUGUUCGUCGGGCCGAUGACUAUAAUCACCGUGCUAUACAUACUCAUUGGCAUCAAGUUGAGACAUUCCAGAGUGCUUACCACUAUCAAGAGAAAUCCUUUUCCCGGCUGUCUUAAUCACGGCGAUAGUGGCAGAUCACGAGGCCUAGCUCAGCGUAAUGUCAUAAGGAUGCUUGUUGCUGUUGUGGUCGCAUUUUUUAUCUGCUGGGCACCGUUCCACGCGCAAAGAUUGCUAGCAGUUUAUGCCCAAAGUACCGGGAAUGAACCUCACGCUGCCUUAGUUACUGUCUAUACAGUAUUGACAUAUAUAUCAGGAAUAUUUUACUACCUUUCGACGACUGUUAACCCGCUGUUGUACAACAUAAUGUCCAAUAAAUUCCGCGAGGCAUUCAAGACCAUGCUGGCGGAUCAUUGCCGUGCUGGAAGAUCAUUACAAAAUCGCAGCCCCCAGUUACGAGCUUACAGCAGCCUUUCAAGACAUCAAAAGUCAACAUUAAGAAGACGCGAACCCCAUUCAUCCUCAUCCGCAAGCGAUGAUACUCACCAGCUAGCUCCGCUGACACGACACAAUAAUCAGGGGCAAAUAAUGAUGGAGCACUAUAUUGAUAAUAUUAGUCCGUCAAAUAAUUCUGCGGGCAAAGUAAUUAAUUGGCGGACGAAAAAAAAUUUUAAUAAAAAUAAUAAUAAUAAUAAUAAUAAUAAUAAAUUUACGUCGAGGUCACGGCCAGGAGAAAUAACUUUAGUUACGUCUCUGGCGAAAGGUUUCAACGACAGCUGUAAUAAUAAUGGAGGGAUUUCUCAUGCUAUCAAUAGAUGUUUCAGCAAGGACGAAAAAGCUAUUAAACCGGUGACAAUUGGUAUUUUUCCUGAUGGUAAAAAAGCCGAAGCUAAUGGUCUAUUUCUUCAGUGUAAUAAUGAAGAGAUUAAGCAAAAGUUUAUGGUAGAAAACGAACUCGUAUCAUCGAGUCAUCAGGGUAAUAAAAUUCAAAGUCAUACGAGCAUUGAUAGUUCGAGUACUUUAAGUAAUUCAAGCCUUAAAGAUCUGGAUAAAACGGAAUUCAAGGGGAGUGAGCUUGCAAGGUAUAUGAGCGUAUUGAAUUUUGAUCCUGUUACUUGAUCGAAGGUACUACUGGAUUGAUGGUAAAAAAUAGGUUUAUAAAUGUGUAGAUAGAUAAAUGAUAAAAAAAAGAUAGUACUGUAUACUGUAUAUCUGGAAAUAUGACACAAAUAUCUGUAUCAACGAUACUUUAAAAAUUGUAUAUGAUUGAUACAUGUGAUAAUUGAGAUUGAUCAUGGUACACUGAUUUGAAUAUUUUA
Messenger RNA from Cotesia glomerata, 3853 nucleotides. Its product is annotated as pyrokinin-1 receptor-like. Gene Ontology annotation, molecular function: neuromedin U receptor activity. Gene Ontology annotation, biological process: neuropeptide signaling pathway. Bases 1728 to 3653 code for a protein of 641 amino acids. The record is from RefSeq and is a predicted model, not a curated record. The transcript is spliced from 6 exons. Gene Ontology annotation, cellular component: plasma membrane. Lineage: Eukaryota; Metazoa; Arthropoda; Insecta; Hymenoptera; Braconidae.